GGGCGCGUUUAUUGGGGGGGAAAACCGUGAGAGACGGACCGCGCGUGGGGGAGCGGGAAGGGACGGACACUUCCGGCGGAAGUAGCGGAGGGACGGGCGCGGGAACCGGGGCCCGCCAUGGAACCGGAGCCGGGCCCUGAUCCCGCCCCGGGCCUCGAUCGCGACACGGACCCGGGCCGCGACCCCUUAGCGGCCCUCGACCACGACCCGGUAACGGGCCCGGUGCCGGUAACCGACCCGGCCGCCGACCCUGACGUGGAGCCGCUGCACCGGGGCGGUUUCCGCUGCCGCCUAUGCCAGAUCACCGCGGCCAACCUUCCCAGCCUGCGCUCGCACCUGGCCGGGCGGCGGCACCGGCGGCUCCGCUGGCUCCGUUCCGAGCGGCGGGCGCAGGAGCAGCGGAGCCUCUUCGUCAGCGGCUUCGCCCGGGGCACCGCGCCCGAGCGGCUGCGGCGCCACUUCCGCGCCUUCGGGCCUGUCGCGACAGUCGUCAUGGACAAGGAGAAGGGCGCGUUCGCCAUCGUGGAGCUGCGGGACGCCGCGGGGCGGCAGCGGGCGCUGGAUGAGCCCCGGCACGUCCUGGACGGGCGGCGGCUGCGGGUGCGGCCCCGGGAGCACCGGGACUUCCCCCGGGCCCCCCCCCGGGAGCCCCCCGGGACCCCCCCGGGGUUGCUGCAGGCGCUGGGCCGGGCCCAGGACGUGGGGGCGCAGCUGCAGCUGCUGGUGCGGGCGCUGGAGCUGAGCGCGGCCGAGCGGCGCCUGCGGCGGCUCCUGGUGGCCCUGAUCCAGGAGGUGUUCGGGGAGUUCUUCCCAGGCUGCUCCGUUGUCCCCUACGGCUCCUCCGUCAACGGCUUCGACGUCCACGGCUGCGACCUCGACCUGCACCUGGAGCUGGGGGACCCCCAGAGCCCAGAGACCCCCAAAAUCCCCGAUCUUAACCCAAAUGGGGACCCCCAGAGCCCAGAGACCCCCAAAAUCCCCGAUCUUAACCCAAACGGGGACCCCCAGAGCCCUGAGACCCCCAAAAUCCCUGAUCUUAACCCAAAUGGGGACCCCCAGAGCCCAGGGACCCCCAAAAUCCCUGAUCUUAACCCAUACAGGGACCCCCAGAGCCCAGGGACCCCCAAAACCCCUGACUUUAGCCAUAACAGGGACACCCAGAGCCCAGAGACCCCAGAUGGGGACCCCCAGAGUCAGGGGGGGACACUGCUGGGAGAUGAGACCCCCAUCCCAAUGGGUCCCUUUUGGGGGACAAGGACCCCCACCUCAUGGGGUCCCUUUUGGGGGGACAAAGGGUCCCUUUUGGGGUCCAAGGUGUCUGUUUUGGGGUCCGUUUUGGGUGACAGAGACCCCUCCUCUGAAGGGUCCCUUUUAGAGUCUGAGGGGUCCCUUUUGGGGUCCGAGGGGUCCUUUCGGGGGUCCGAGGGGUCCCUUUUGGGGUCCGAGAGGUCUGUUUGGGGGUCUGAGGGGUCCCUUUUGGGGUCCCUUUCGGGUGACCGAGACCCCUCCCGGGGCGCCUCUCCCGCGGGGUGCGGCUCUGAGGGGGGGUCCCUGUCGGGGGAUGAGUCCCCCGAGGCCGAGGGGUCCCCUUUGGGGUCCGAGGGGUCCCUUUUGGGGCGCGGGGCCCCCCCAGAACAGGCGCUGGCGCUGGUGGGGGCGGUGCUGCGGCGCUGCGUGCCGGGGGUCCGGGGGGUCCGCGCCGUGCCCGGCGCUCGGCGCCCCGUGGUGAAAUUCAGCCACAAACAGUCCGGGCUGGCCGGGGACGUGUGCCUGGACAACCGGCUGGCCCUGUUGAACACGCAGUUCCUGCGCCUCUGCGCCGACGCCGACCCGCGGGUGCGGCCCCUGGGCUACGCCGUGCGCCUCUGGGCGGGGGGACAGCGGCUGGCAGGGAACCGGGCCGGGGGCGGCCCCCUCCUCACCAACUACGCUCUGACGCUGCUGCUGGUGCUGUUCCUGCAGAGCCGCAGCCCCCCGGUGCUGCCCUCGGUGCGGCGCCUCCGCCUCCUGGCAGGGCCCCAGGACCGAGCCCAGGUGGGGGGGUGGGAUUGCAGCUUCCCCCGGGACGCGGCGGCGCUGGAGCCCAGCGAGAACGGCCAGAGCGCCGCCUCCCUCCUGGCCGAAUUCUUCUCCUAUUUCGGGAGCCUGAAUUUGGGGGAGCUCCUCCUGUCCCCCCUGGAGGGCCGAGCUCUGCCUCGCCCCCCUCCCGAGACCCUCGGGGGGCUCCGCCCGGGCCCCCUGACCCUGCAGGACCCCUUCGAGCUGAGCCACAACGUGGCCGCCAAUGUCACGGCGCGGACGGUGUCGCGAUUCGUGCGCUGCUGUCGCGACGCCGCCCGACUCUGUCGCGGCCCCGAGUUCCUCCAGAAGUCGCGCAGGGGCCGCCCCUGGGGCGUGAUGCGGCUGCUCCAGCCCGGCCCCGGCGGCGAUCGCGGCGCUUUUGGGGAUUCCGAGGGGAAAUUCCUCAUCCCGGUCCCGCUGCCACCGCCGGGGGGGCGCGGGGGGGUCCCGCAGGGUGAGGUUUGUGCGGCCGUGGGGUUCGUGCUGCGGGAGCUGCUGGGCUGCGGCUGCGAGCCCGAGGGGGGGACAGGUGAUUCCCGAGGGGAAUUCGGGGAUUUGGGGACACCCGGGAGUGCGGGGGAGCCAUCACCGGGAGCCCAGUGUCACCUGGAGGGGGGGACAGGCGAUUCCCAGCGGGAAUUCGGGGAUUUGGGGACACCUGGGAGUGCGGGGGAGCCAUCACCGGGAGCCCAGUGUCACCUGGAGGGGGGGACAGGCGAUUCCCAGCGGGAAUUCGGGGAUUUGGGGACAGCGGGGGAUGAGCAGGAGCUGCUCCCGGCUCCCUCGGAGCCGCCACCGGGAGCCCGUUGUCACCCAGAGGGGGUGACAGGCGAUUCCCAGCGGGAAUUUGGGGACGCGGGGACACCGGGACCGGGCUCCAAGCGUCGCCUCCCCGAGGGGGUCCCGCCCGGGGCGGGGGUCCCGCCCGCAAAGCGGCCCCGGGGCCCCGCGGGCCCGUCCCGGUGGAGCUGCUGCGUCUGGUACCGGGUGUGGCGGGGCCGCCGCCGCCUCCGCCGCCGCCUCCGGCCCCGGGAGGGCUCCGGGGGGGCUCCGGGCACCGAGGGGAACCGGGGAGAUCAAAGUCUUGAGGGUCCUGAAGGGGCUCAGAGUGCCGGAGGGGUUGGGGAUCCCGAGGGGGUUGGGGGUCCCGAGGGGAUUCGGGGUCCCGGGGAUGCUCAGGGUCCCGGGGGGGUUGGGGGUCCCGGGGGUCCCGGGAGCUGCCCCCUGGCCCUGGAGCGAGCCGUGACCGAGGCCAUUGUCCGAGGGGACACCGGGACUCCGCCCGGGCCCCCCCCGGAGCCGCUGCUCCGUUUCCAGCUCAGCGCCCGCCCGGGGGGGUCGCGCCGUGACCCCCAAAUGCUGCUGCACCUCCAGCCCGAGCCCCCCUCGCCACUUUUCCACGAGUUUUUCCACUUUUUGCGGAGUUUUCUACCCGAAAUGGUGCGGCAGCGCCUGGGUUGGGGGGUGGGGGGCGGCCAGGGGGGAAUUUUGUAAAUCCUGAGGUUUUCCAGUAAAAUCCGUUCUGCAGUGUG
Messenger RNA from Taeniopygia guttata (zebra finch), 3593 nucleotides. It is a transcript of the gene TUT1, whose product is annotated as terminal uridylyl transferase 1, U6 snRNA-specific. Gene Ontology annotation, biological process: RNA 3'-end processing. Gene Ontology annotation, cellular component: nuclear speck. Lineage: Eukaryota; Metazoa; Chordata; Aves; Passeriformes; Estrildidae. The record is from RefSeq and is a predicted model, not a curated record. Gene Ontology annotation, molecular function: RNA binding; poly(A) RNA polymerase activity.